GUCGGAGCGUCGGAGCGGAAUAAGUGUGACACGCUGACAAAACAUCAACAAUGUGAAAGGAAGGUUCUUUGACCCGGUUUUAGAGGGUGAACCAGGAUGGCCAUCCGUCGUGUUCCACUGGUCUUAUUGGCCUGUGGGUCUUUUAACCCCAUCACCAACCAGCACAUGAGGCUGUUCGAGCUGGCCAGGGACCACAUGCACAGCACAGGCCAGUACCAGGUGGUGGGUGGCAUCGUGUCUCCAGUGAGUGACGGCUACGGAAAGCAAGGCCUGGUACUGGCUAAGCAUCGCAUUGCUAUGGCGAAGCUGGCACUGCAGAGCUCCAACUGGGUCACAGUUGAUGAAUGGGAGAGCCAGCAGCCGGACUGGACUGAGACAGUGGUCACUAUGAGGUAUCAUUAUGGGCGUAUUCUGAAAGAGUUUAAGCAGAACAAUGGGACACACUAUGACUCCAAUGGAAACAUCACUCCUCUCUCAAGUCCGUCUCCGCAGCUGAAGCUUCUGUGCGGAGCUGAUUUCCUCGAUACCUUCAAGAUCCCAGGCUUGUGGCGGGACGACCACGUGGAGGAGCUGGUCGGGCAUUUUGGUCUGGUCUGCGUCAGUCGAGGGAGGCUGCAGCCCGAGCGGGCCGUGCACGAGUCGGACACGCUGUCCAGCCACAGAGAAAACAUUUUCCUCGUGAGGGAAUGGGUGAGGAACGAGACAAGCGCCACCGAGGUCCGCCGAGCACUGAGGCGAGGCCUCAGCGUGAAAUACCUGAUCCCAGACUCUGUGAUAGAAUACAUUCACCAGCACAACCUCUACACGGAGGACAGCGAGAGGAGGAACGAGGGCGCAGUGCUGAGGCCACUCAUCAAGCAGGCGCACAAACCAGUCAAGAGUCUGGACGACCGAGUGGACACCCUGCCCCUUCCCCCCUCCUACCACUGUCUAAAGUCUACACACACAUCAGCGUCACCGGCUGCCAUCAUGCCUGCAGACUUCAGUGGAAAAUGGAUACUGGAAACCAGUGACAAAUUUGAGGAGUACUUGAAAGUGUUGAAUAUUGACUUUGCUACCAGGAAAAUUGCCAUCUCCCUGUCUCAGACCAAAGUGGUGACCCAAGACGGAGAGCAGUUUGAAUUCAAAACACUGAGCACCUUCAGGAACUACGAGCUCGCCUUCACUGUGGGGGUGGAGUUUGACGAGUACACCAAGGGACUGGACAACAGAAACAUCAAGAGUUUGGUAACCUGGGAGGGGGACAAGCUGGUGUGCACUCAGAAGGGCGAGAAGACCAACCGUGGCUGGAAACACUGGAUCGAAGGAGACAAACUCUACCUGGAGCUGACGUGUGAAGAUGUAGUUUGUCUUCAGGUGUUCAAGAGGAAAGAAUAAUUUCUGGUUUUACUUUCAUUGACUCAGUUUCCAAAAUCAAGCUUUGCCUCUCAGUACAACUUUACUUUUUCCAAAACAUAUGAAAGAGAAUGAAUGAAUAAAGCUGCUUUGAGAAUACA
This is a messenger RNA of Stegastes partitus (bicolor damselfish), 1496 nucleotides long. It is a transcript of the gene nmnat3, whose product is annotated as nicotinamide nucleotide adenylyltransferase 3. Gene Ontology annotation, molecular function: lipid binding; nicotinamide-nucleotide adenylyltransferase activity; nicotinate-nucleotide adenylyltransferase activity. The transcript has 9 exons. The record is from RefSeq and is a predicted model, not a curated record. Gene Ontology annotation, cellular component: mitochondrion. NCBI's taxonomy places the organism in Eukaryota, Metazoa, Chordata, Actinopteri, Pomacentridae. Bases 97 to 1377 code for a protein of 426 amino acids. Gene Ontology annotation, biological process: NAD+ biosynthetic process.